CCGAAAUUCAUGCGAGCACAACAGAAAUGCCAGCCUCUUCUCUUGUGCCUGCCUCCCCUUCCUCUCCUGAUCUCCAGAGCGAGAGGGAGGGGGAUCUAGAUAGAUAGAAGCUCCAAGCCCGGCCGUUUCGGUUAUCCAGAGACCAGAGGACAUGGCGUCAAUCUCCAGAGCAUCGUCCCUUGUUGCCAUGGCCAUCGUCGUCGUGCUCGCCUCCGUGGCCAGCGCCCAGGGCCCUGCCCCGGCACCCACCGCCAGUGAUGGAACGAGCGUGGACCAAGGGAUCGCGUACGUGCUCAUGUUCGUGGCGCUGGCCCUCACCUACCUCAUCCACCCGCUGGACGCCGCCUCCGCCUACAGGCUCCUCUGAACUGAGCUCCCCCUCUUCUGUAACUCGACGCCGCCGUGUGUGUAAUCAGUUCAUCCAGUUUAAUCGUUCGUUAAGAAAACCAGGAUUGUAGUCUAGGUAGUUUCUUCUUUCUAGCUUCCCAGUUGGAGAUUUGCGAGUGAGGAAAAUGAUGCCGAUUCCUUUACUUCUAGCUCUAGAGAUGUAAUGCAGUUAUUCUCUGUCCGGAAAUAUCCCCGCAGAAGAUAAAAAACACACACUAGUGCAUGCGUAGAUGCAUGCUUGGCAUGGUUA
This is a messenger RNA of Triticum dicoccoides, 637 nucleotides long. RefSeq names its product arabinogalactan protein 16-like. Bases 152 to 367 code for a protein of 71 amino acids. Lineage: Eukaryota; Viridiplantae; Streptophyta; Magnoliopsida; Poales; Poaceae. The record is from RefSeq and is a predicted model, not a curated record. The transcript is spliced from 2 exons.